AUGCCUACUCUAGUGGUUGCAAAGAAUGACAGUUUUAUUGCUUCAUUUUCUACCAUUGAUUCUAAUUUGUUGAAUGUUAUUGGAGCUUCAUGUAAGCGGCGAGAUAUCCUCCGAGAUAGUCAAGCUAGAAAAGUUAUUGAAGCAUUAGAUAACGGUGAAAUCACAAGUGGUCGUGGCUUAAAUCAAGAAAAAUGUCUUAAGCGUCCAAGUAUUGUUGAAGAUGGUUUAAGUUCUGAGCAGAGAGCUUUUAAUAAAGAGAAAUUAAUCCAGCUUGCUCAUUUUUAUCCAUUGGAAUUCUCUGCUGUGGAACUUAUGGCACUUGAUAAUCAACUUGAAACUUAUAUCAUAGAUGUGCGAACUAGUGAUGAUUUUAUAGAUAUUAAAAGAAUUGGUAAUCUUGCUAAGAAGUUGGUUGAGACAAAAAAAAAAAUUGUUUAUCCUCUAGUCUACUUGAUUAUCAAAUUAGCAUUGACUUUGCCAGUUGCAACUGCAAGUGUAGAAAUGGCAUUUUUCUCAAUGAAGAUUGUGAAGAAUCGAUUAUGUAAUAGAUGGACCAUCAAUUGA
Molecule: messenger RNA, 564 nt
Organism: Jatropha curcas
Lineage: Eukaryota; Viridiplantae; Streptophyta; Magnoliopsida; Malpighiales; Euphorbiaceae
Source: RefSeq, a predicted model, not a curated record